Messenger RNA from Notolabrus celidotus (New Zealand spotty), 4235 nucleotides. It is a transcript of the gene usp45, whose product is annotated as ubiquitin specific peptidase 45. Gene Ontology annotation, biological process: protein deubiquitination. The record is from RefSeq and is a predicted model, not a curated record. Gene Ontology annotation, molecular function: zinc ion binding; cysteine-type deubiquitinase activity. The transcript has 18 exons. The coding region runs from base 332 to 2758 and encodes 808 amino acids. Lineage: Eukaryota; Metazoa; Chordata; Actinopteri; Labriformes; Labridae.
AGUAGGGCACGUCGGGUUGCCGUAGUGCGUCACAUGUUGACUAAGUCUGCUUGCUAGUGCUAACGAAAGCUUGACACAUUUCAUAAAGUCAGGGGUAAAAACCAAGAAUUAUCGAAACAAGUGUCAUGUUUUUAUCGUAGCGCUGUGUUGUGCGCUGAAAUGCGUCACUAUCUGUGUGUAUAAGUAGGUGAAAUACGCCUGUUAUUUUAUAUUUUUAUUCUGACAAGCUAAUGUAGUUAGCCUGUUUGCUAGUCAGGAAGAGUUAACAUAUUACUGUUGGCUUAGUUAGCUGACACAGUCAACAUAGGAGCCAGAAUAUAGAGAGCUCCAGAUGCGGCUAAAGGACCCCUUCUCCUUGAAAGCCGCAGAAAUGACUAAGCGGACGAAUAAACCGAGGAAACCUCGAGAUGAGGAGUCAUCGGAUGAAGUCAGUGGGUUGACUUGCCAGCAUGUGAGUAAAGCUGUGGACCUGAACUCUGUGAAGAAAUCCGUUCUGUCCAACGUGUGGCUCAUGUGCUCUGAAUGCCUGAAGGAGAGGACUAUGAUCGAUGGAGAGCCAGCAGCAUCCAAUGAAAUCCUGGUGUGCUUAAAGUGUGGAUUCCAGGGCUGUAACCAGUCAGAGAUCCAGCACGCAAUCAAGCACCAUCAAUCUUUCCACCCAGAGUCUCACUGCAUCACCAUCAGCCUGAACACAUGGAAGGCCUGGUGUUUUGAAUGCAACGAGGAACUUUCAAUUCACUGCAACAAGAAGGCUUUGGCUCAGACCCUGGACUUUUUACAGAAGCACUCUGUCAAGGCAACAUCAGGUGCAUCACCCAAGAUCAUCAAGCUUCAAGAAGAACCAUCAGACAACAGUGACCCACCCAAAGGCAAAAGUCCCGCCAUUAACAGCACCCUGGUCCCCGUCAAAGGCAUUAACAACCUCGGUAACACCUGCUUCUUCAAUGCUGUAAUGCAGAACCUGUCUCAGACACACAUGCUCAUCGACCUCAUUCAGGAAGUGAAGGAGAAAGGGUACAAGCUGAGGAUCAGUCCCCCUGCUGAGUCCAAUCUGAACCCGUUGAUGGUAUCGCUGUCCAGUCCUGAGCCGCUGACUUCCGCCAUGUUUCUUUUCCUACACAGCAUGAAAGAGGCCGGGAAAGGCCCAGUCAGUCCUAAGGUUCUCUUCAAUCAGCUCUGCCAGAAGGCUCCACGCUUCAAGGGCUACCAACAACAAGACAGCCAGGAGCUUCUGCACUACUUACUAGACUCCAUACGAGUGGAGGAAACUAAAAGAGUGAAAGCAGGAAUUCUGAAGGCUUUCAAUAAUCCCACAGAGAAGACAGCAGACGAGGACACCAAACGCCAAGUCAAAGCAUAUGGAAAGGAAGGUGUGAGGAUGAACUUUGUGGACCGCAUCUUUGUGGGCGAGCUGACCAACACAAUCAUGUGUGAAGAGUGUGAACAUAUCUCCACUGUGAAGGAGGCUUUCAUUGACAUCUCUUUACCCAUCAUAGAGGAGAGGAUAUCCAAACCAUCAAACCCGAGCAGGCUGGGUAAGAGCAGCCGAGAGCAGGACACCCACAUGACUCACAGUGACCAGGUUUUCUCUGCAGCUCACCCAGUCAACAGAAACACCAGGAAGCUAAGUGGACAGAAGCAGCAGAGCAGGAGGUCCUCAAGCUCUCUGGAGGAGAAGGGAGCAGGCUGCAGUGUGGACCGUCCAGAAGAGGAGGGGGUUGCAGGCGGAUCCGCCCGUGGUUUCUCAGUUUGCAAGAUGGCUGUUGCCGGCAGCCUAUCAGACGGCAGUGAAAGAGAUUCAUGUGCCCAGGACAGCAGUAAUGACGCUGACAGUGAAGCCUCAGAGAGCGAGUGGGCCCCACGUAUCUCCUCCUCUAGCCACAGCCAUGGGCACACGUCCACCCAAUCCUCUACCUCUACUCUCACUCCAUCUCCUACACCCGUCUCUGCCUCCUCCUCAUUGUCGUCCUCGAGGCAGGGUGGUGCCGUAGAGCAGCUAGUUACAGCAGUGUCUAAAGUCAACCUUGGGUUCAGCUCUGGGGACUGCUCUCCUUCUACACACUGUUCUCAGGAGGAGCAGGGAGAGACACAUACACGAGAGAACCUCCACCAUCAACCUCACAAGGGGGCUUUCCAGGUGUUGUCCCACAGUUACACACCCAGCUCCAAGGAGUGCUCCAUCCAGUCGUGUCUCCAUCAGUUUACCUCUGUGGAACUGCUGAUGGGGAACAACAAGCUGCUGUGUGAGAGCUGCACUGAACGCAGACACAAGCAGCUGCGCAAGAGCAGCUCAGCGGAUAAAAAGUUGGAAAAGAUUUACACAAGCGCAAGGAAGCAGAUGCUCAUAUCAUCCCUGCCUCCUGUGAUCACAUUACAUCUUAAACGCUUCCAUCAGGCGGGGAUGAACUUAAGGAAAGUUAACCGCCAUGUCGACUUUCCAUUGAUCUUGGAUCUAGCUCCAUUUUGCUCAGCGUCCUGCAAGAACCUGGCUGCUGGUGAGCGUGUCCUCUACAGCCUGUAUGGGAUCGUUGAACACAGUGGCUCAAUGCGGGGGGGACACUACACUGCAUAUGUAAAAGUGCGCUCUCCCCAGAGAAAAACAGACCAGCACCACAGGAACCUGUCAGGUGCGCGAGAUGUGGGGGGCAGCUCCCAGGGCCAGUGGGUGUACAUCAGUGAUACCACUGUUCAGACGGUACCAGAGUCAAGGGUACUCAACUCUCAGGCAUACCUGCUCUUCUAUGAGGAAAUGCUGUAAUAUGACAACAAAAAACAAUCGUGUAACUCUGUUCUUUCUUUGUAUUCUUUUUGUACAUGCCUGUACUGCUCCUCUUGCUGUAUCUGUGAGUAGGUGAGAAAGGGAAAGACUACACUUUUCUUAUAUUUGAGGAAUGAACGAUGUUCUCUUGCAUAGGAAUUCUCACAAUCUGACACAUAUUAAGAUAAAUAUCAAAUGUCAGUGUUAUUAUUAUUUUCUGAUUUGAUAUAACCUAGAUCUUUAUUCAUGUUUUUAGUUUUAAAAGUCCUCCCUUUAAAAAAGGGCUCGGAGAGGAGAGUCCUGUCUCCUGCUAUCUCUGUGGGGAUCACGUGCCUGAGAAGGUAACUGCAUGAGGGAGUUUGCCACAGUAACUUACAGGAAGUAGGCAGAAUUAUUGCAUGCUAAAACUGUGCUCAGCACUGACUAGCUGAUGUCAAUUGUGUGUGCUUGUGUUUGUGUGCGCACAUGUAUGAGUGAAAGAAGAAGUGAGUGAGACACAGGAGAUUGUAGAAUUAAGGUGCUAUGUGUGUCACUUACACAUCAGUACACGCAGUGAUAAGGUUUACUAACAAUAGCAUCAUCAUGAAGAUCAGCAUCCCACACAAACACUUGGACAUUUUGUGGCUCUAACUCACAUCUGUUAAGAAGUGUGCUUCAUUGUUUCUGCUGAUAGCAGACAAAAGAUGCUCCAAAAUGCAAAGAGCAUAAUGAGUUCAGACAUGUUUGUCCUUUUUAAGUCAAGAGAAUGAUGCGCAUGGAGAAGUGGAGUGUCAUUUGUGACUGAGUUUAUGAUAAAUGAAGUUUAAAUAUUAUGAAACACAAGCAACGAUGGUGUUCUAAAGAGGUUACCCUAACUUUUGUCCUGUUUAUUUAAGAGAAAGAUUCCAUUCUGCUGACAUGCUGGUUUGAAUUGCUACACACAGCACCUUGAUCGAAUAGCACAACUGUUAUUUUACAGCCUACUUGGAAAGGGUUGUUCUUUUCUACAUCAGAAUGUAUAAUAUUUAGACUAUCGGUGAAUUACAUUUGCCAAAGACGAGUUAAAAACUGCAAGUCAGAGCAGGAAGUCAGAACCAAACACAGAGUUUACUUCACUCAGUUUUAUUAAUGUUUGUUCUGUUGAGGUAUCUGUAUGAUUCUUCAGUGUUGUUGCACAAAACAUUGCUUCUCAGAACAACAAAGCACUUUGUCUGCCUUCAUUGUACUUAAGCUCCACGGUAACUGUGCUGAUGCACAUACAGACCUAUGAAGAUGUCGAACAAAGAGUCCCAGACUGACUUUGAAGUCCUUGAUAUUCUCAGUAAGUUCAGCAAAAUGUAAGUUUGACAGAACUCAGAGGCUCUGAGCCUGACUACGGAAACUGUUUUGCUGACAUGUGCAUGGGGUUGAAUCUUCUAUUGAAUGUAUUGCCUGUUCCUGAAAUAUCUGUCAAAUGAGCUGUUCAUCUUUUUCUAUGAAAAUACAGGUGAAAACAUUU